Molecule: messenger RNA, 826 nt
Organism: Conger conger (European conger)
Lineage: Eukaryota; Metazoa; Chordata; Actinopteri; Anguilliformes; Congridae
Product: cystatin-like
Exons: 3
Coding region: 141-542 (133 amino acids)
Molecular function (GO): cysteine-type endopeptidase inhibitor activity
Source: RefSeq, a predicted model, not a curated record
CGCAUCAGCACAAGGUUCCGCCCAUUAGCUCAGCAGAGAUUAGUCGACACGACUGCUUAUAUAAGCGUUUAGUUCCGACAAAUAGAUUGUUAAGCCAGCACCUAAUACAAAGAAAGAAGAAACUUAACGCCAAUUUCAAAAUGACAGCAAUUUGGAAGAUCGCGGUGCCGCUUCUUGCCGUGUUCUUUGCGGUGGCGAGUGCAGGUAUGGGUAUGACGGGAGGAUUAAGUGAAGCGGACCUGGAGUCAGCGCCAGUCAAAGACGCCUUGCAGUUUGCUGUCCUACAGUACAACCGAGGAAACAAUGCUAUGUACCAGAGCAAAAUGACCAAAUUAAUCAAGGCUCAGCAACAGGUGGUCGCCGGAAUGAAGUACUUUUUCACGGUGGAGUUGAGCAUGACCUCCUGCCGCAAGAACGUCGACUUGAAGCAGUGUGAGGUGCACAAGGACCCAGCGAUGGCAGCGCCCAAGGAAUGUGUUCUGACUGUGUGGAGUCGCUCCUGGCUCAAUGAGAUGGAACUCACAAAAACAAUUUGCAAGUGAAAAGAAUGGAGAAACGGCUGCUUUUCCUAUUCUAAAAUUUCCCUCCGGAUGAAUAAAGUAUCUAUCUAUCUAUCUAUCUAUCUAUCUAUCUUCCAGUCACCUGAGAUUAAGGUGUGAUCAGACACCCUAUUAACCCAAUUAAUCGAAAACCAUGACGUAAUUUCGAGUUUUUUCUUUGACCAUUUGUUGUUCCGAGAUUAACUUAAAUUUCAACUGGCAGUGCAAGCUAUGCAAUAAAUCAUUCAUAUUUGAACUAGCCAGAAUAAAUGAUUAACACACUGCAA